Mesitornis unicolor (brown roatelo) is the source of this 2679-nucleotide messenger RNA. It is a transcript of the gene PIDD1, whose product is annotated as p53-induced death domain protein 1. Lineage: Eukaryota; Metazoa; Chordata; Aves; Mesitornithiformes; Mesitornithidae. Gene Ontology annotation, biological process: DNA damage response; signal transduction; apoptotic process. Gene Ontology annotation, molecular function: protein binding. Bases 1 to 2679 code for a protein of 892 amino acids. The transcript is spliced from 15 exons. The record is from RefSeq and is a predicted model, not a curated record.
AUGGCAGAGUCGCUGGGGCUCAGGGACGAGUGCGGGGAGGGGGCUUCGGGGGCGUCUGCUCUCGCUGCCUCCUGCCUUGCAGACAACAGGCUGAACCUGGAUGUUUAUCCUGACGGCUGCCGCCGGUUCCUCCAGCUGUUUGAAGGGCGACAGGGAGAGGUGGUCCAAGUGGAGUUCCUCCGUCUCAGCAGCAACGAUCGCCUCCUUGGCACCACACUGGGCAUCCUUCCUCAUCUGAAGUACCUGAAAUCCUUGGUGCUCAAAGGUGGCCAUGCCAGGGAUGAGUUUGGUUCGUGUCAGCAUGGCUUCCUGACAAGCUUGCCACCAGACAUUGGGAACCUGAGAUGUCUCACCCACCUGGAUCUCAGCUUUAACAGUCUCUCCACCUUGCCCAGCUGCAUCCUCCACCUCUCCAGCCUCCGUGUGCUCCUGGUGAGCCACAACAGCCUGGUGGCACUCCCUGAGGACUUCGGUUCUCUGAGCAAGCUGACUUUCUUCUCUGCUAUGAAAAAUCAGCUGAAAGACUUACCUCAGAGCAUUGGGCAGCUGGCAGUGCUGCAGAACCUCGAUCUUUCAGAAAAUGCUUUGGAAUUCCUCCCCGAAGAACUUGGUAAUCUGCACAACUGCACAGAGCUGGAUCUCUCUGGGAAUCGCUUAUCAACCAUCCCAGACUCGUUUGCCAAUUUGAAGUCUCUGCGGCGGCUGCAUCUCCACAGCAAUCUCCUGGUGACGGUCCCUGCCUCGCUUGCCAGCCUGCCCAGCUUGUCCAGACUUGAGCUGCAGAACAAUUGCCUCCGUGCUGUCCCUCCUGAGAUCCAGACCUUGCCGUUCGUGUGCCUCCGAGGCAAUCCCUUAGGAGAAACUGAGCCACCCCCGCACGCUGAUGAAUGCAGUGCUGGAGGCCUACGAAGACUCUUCCUUGCAUCAGGAGAGGACAGCUUUACUGUCACCUCUGAAAGCUGCAAAGUGGUCCUGGCCUGUGGCAUCCAUCUGUACUUUCCACCGGGGGCUACCUCCGACCCUCUGCGGAUCUACUUCCGGACUCUCGCGCCAGACCCUCAGUGGGUAAAGCUGAGACACCAUGAUGUCCUGCUAAGUAGAGUCCUGGAGCUACAGCCUCAUGGGGUCAAAUUCCAGCAGGAGGUGCAGAUCUGGAUGCCAUAUGCUUCCCCUCAAACCCUUCACCAGCGUGAGGUGGUAGUUCGGACCUUCAAUGGGCAGAGUUGGAGUGAUCUGAGGACAAGAGUAGCGCAGAAGAGAAAAUCAAAGAAGCAUGUGGCACACUGUAGUGUCCUUCACUUCUCUUGGUUCCUUGUUGUGUCUCGACUUGUGCAAAAUGAAUGCCAAGUGCCAGCAGAGGGGACUUUGCUCUUUUCCAGUGUGGAUCCAAACAUCAAAGUGACCUUUCCUCCUGGAGUCACUGAAGAGACUCGCAGCGUUAAGCUGCAGGUGCUGCUAGUCUCUGCAGAAGAGAUAGAGGAAAUCACGGCUGAUGUGGGGUGCAGAGCCAGUCCUCUGCUCUGCCUCUCCCAGGAUUCCCUGGUGGAUUUUCUCGGGCCAGUGAGAAUUCAGCUGCCCCUGCCGCCCGGGGUCACAGGGCUAAAUUUGGAUCGGUCAAGGCUGCAUCUUCUCCAUGGCGACCCAGAGGGCCAAACCUGGGAUGAUGUUACCAGUCAGGUGGUGCUGGAAUUCACCCAUAUUUAUGCAAUGUUUGAAGUCACCCACUUCUCCUGGUACUGGCUGUGGUACACCACCAAGACCUACAUUGGAGGCAUUGCCAAGAAAGUCUAUGAGCGGCUGCGUAUGUACCAGGUGAACUUCAUUGCUCUGCAGAGGAAGAAGGACCCCGAGCAAGUCCUACUACAGUGUGUCCCCAAGCACAAGGUUGACCUGGUGCUGAAGAAGCUGCAGGACCGCUAUCGAGGACCUGAGCCCUCCGACAUGGUGGAGCUGUUUGAAGGAGAGCAAUUUUUUGCGGCUUUUGAGCAAGGCAUCAGCAUCAAUAUGGAUCGCCCUGACUGCGUCGAUGGACGUCUCUCAUUUAUUUUUUACUCCCACUUGAAGAACAUGAAGGAAAUCUAUGUGACCUCCCCUGUAGACAGGAAAGGCCAAGCUGUAAGAGGCCAGGUCUCUUUCUACCGAGGGGCAGUUCCAGAGAGCAUCCCUGAAGAUGCCAGCAGGAGAAGGAAAGGACCAGACUCCCUCUGGCUUGCCACUCUGCCUAUCAAACUGCCUCGAUUGAAAUCCCGCUGGGGUGAGAGCCGUGGUCUCCUGAAUGGCUGCUUCUUCCCUCCCUUGAACCUGGGCAAUGCUGAGACAGGCUACCUGACACAGGCAAACCUGCUGGGCAUUGCCAGGCGUGUGGGAGCUGACUGGCAGACCAUCGGCCUGAACCUGGGCUUGACGUAUCAGCAGAUUGAGCGCAUAGGAUACAAUAACAGAGAGGACCUUGAUAAGCAGAUCCUGGACAUGCUUUUCUCAUGGGCUCAGCAAAACUCAGAAGAUCCUGACUGUGUGAGCAAAUUGAUUACAGCCAUGAAGGAGAGUGGCCGCCAGGACAUUGCUGAUGAAGUCGAAACCAUCAUUGAGCUGGGACGGCAAAAAUACAGAGAGUCCAUCCGCCGAGUGGGCUUGGAGCAAGAGAGCAGCACUGAGGACUCUGCCAUAGCUAUGAUGUAG